This is a messenger RNA of Acanthocheilonema viteae, 342 nucleotides long. Lineage: Eukaryota; Metazoa; Nematoda; Chromadorea; Rhabditida; Onchocercidae. The record is from the annotation of a GenBank genome assembly.
AUGAUGAACAAUUCAAGAUUAGGACGUUCACGGGAUCACUUACAGAAUGCCAUGGGACAAACCUAUGCUCGAUCAAAAUUAUUUUCUCCUUCUAUUAGAAAUGAAGUGAAUGAUGCAUUAUCGAAUGCAAUUUCACCAUUUCUCCAAAAUUUCAAUAAUGAUGAAAAGGAGGAGAAACCAAUAAGUGUAAAGCCAAAAUUACGAACAACAACAACACCAGCAAUGACAAUAAUCAUUAGAUCAACAACAGUAACAAUAAAGCCUAUAACAAAAGCACCAAUUCUAUUAAGCCGUAUAUCACCUCGAACCGAAAUGAAUGACGAAAAACGAGCUAGAAUUCAG